Messenger RNA from Engraulis encrasicolus (European anchovy), 377 nucleotides. Its product is annotated as laminin subunit alpha-2-like. NCBI's taxonomy places the organism in Eukaryota, Metazoa, Chordata, Actinopteri, Clupeiformes, Engraulidae. The transcript has 2 exons. Gene Ontology annotation, biological process: tissue development; animal organ morphogenesis. The annotation marks the transcript as partial. The record is from RefSeq and is a predicted model, not a curated record.
GUGGCUGUGACGUGGUAGGCUCCAUGAGCCAGCAGUGCAACCUGAACACGGGCUGCUGUGCGUGCCGCGAGCAGUUCACCGGCGAGAAGUGCAACGAGUGUAAGCUGGGACGCCGAGACUUCCCACAGUGCAUUGCGUGCGAGUGCAACGCCGCCGGAUCCACCGCCGACACCUGUGACGUGGAGCAGGGAGUGUGUGCCUGCGCCGACCGCACCGGACAGUGCUCAUGCAAGGCGAAUGUGCAGGGUCUGAGUUGUGACGCGUGUCGUGCGGGCACCUUCGGCCUGACGGUCUCCAACCCGCUGGGCUGCAGCAAGUGCUACUGCUACGGCCUGACUGGGAAGUGUACAGAGGCCCUCGGACUCAUCAGGAUGUGG